Molecule: messenger RNA, 1014 nt
Organism: Selaginella moellendorffii
Lineage: Eukaryota; Viridiplantae; Streptophyta; Lycopodiopsida; Selaginellales; Selaginellaceae
Product: serine/threonine-protein kinase prp4
Exons: 1
Coding region: 1-1014 (337 amino acids)
Biological process (GO): peptidyl-threonine phosphorylation; peptidyl-serine phosphorylation
Molecular function (GO): protein serine/threonine kinase activity; ATP binding
Source: RefSeq, a predicted model, not a curated record
AUGUUCUCGGAGACGCCACUCACAGAAAUCACAAAUCCGGAGGCUUCCGUCCAAGGGCUAAGGAACGACAACCCCGACAAUUGGCACGAUCACGAGUUCUACUACAAGGCCCGAAUUGGCGAGACAAUCAACUCCAAGUACCAGGUCAAGGCAUCCAUAGGAAGCGGGAUGUUCUCCACGGUUUUCCUAGCCAAGACCCUUUUGCCCGAGUGCGAGCAGGAGAUUGCCAUCAAGAUCCCCCGGAAGAACGAUCUCAUGCUCCGGUCUGCAAAGUAUCGCGAGCAUCUGUGCCUGGUGAUGGAGUCCCUGGAUCUAAACCUCCGGCAGAUCACAAACAAGUACGGGCGAAACAGAGGUAUCAAUCUCAAAACCAUCUGUGUCUAUGCUCACCAGCUCAUGGUUGCCCUCCAGCACUUGGCCCAUUGCGGCAUCUUUCACUGCGACAUCAAGCCUGACAACAUCAUGGUCACAAAGUCCCGGAGAUCGAUCAAGCUGUGCGACUUUGGGGUGGCCAUGUUUGCGAGGGAUCAAACCCCGUCCGCGGAGACCCCAUACCUGGUGAGUCCGAGCUACCGGGCACCGGAGAUCAUCCUCGGAGUGGCUCCCUACAGCCACCAAAUCGAUAUGUGGUCUGCCGGCUGCUGCUUGUAUGAGCUCUACACGGGCAAGUUCCUCUUUCCUGUUGCUACUAACAACGGGCUUCUCAAGCAGCAAAUGGAGCUCAAGGGGGCGUUUCCAAAGGCGAUGUUGAAGAAAGGAGCGUUUACUGGCAUGCAUUUCAACGAGAACUUUGAGUUCCGGCAGCUAGAUCCCGUGACAAAGCUGGAAACUCUGAGAAGUAUGGCGUCCUUCAAUGUUAAGACAAGUUGUCUUUCAGAUCUUACAGGGGAAGAUGGAGCGCUGAUGUCGAGAUUCAAGAACUUGUUAGAGAGGAUGCUUACUCUAGAUCCCAGUAAGCGAAUAACUCCUGAUGAAGCUUUGAAGCAUCCAUUUCUUAAGUCAGUUUGUAAAUAA